AUGUCAACACAAUUUCUUUCAAAAUUAAGUCAAAACUAUAUUGAAUUAUUGGAAGAUAAUGAAUAUUACGAUAUUACAAUUGAAGUUGGCAAAGAUCCUAAUGUGAAAAUAUUUCGUUCACACAAGAGUAUCUUGUGUUACCGUUCUCCAUACUUACGACGUACUUUGGCCUCUAAUAACAACCAGAAUAAGGACAAUGUUUUAAUUAACAUAAAGUUUCCGAAUAUAUCACCAGAGGUUUUCCAAAUUAUUUUAAGGUAUAUUUAUGGUGGUAUUCUUUCAUUAAAUGUGCAAGAUCCUUCAGAAAUUUUUCAAAUUUUAUUGGCAGCAGAUGACCUAUUUCUUCAGGAAUUAGUUGAUUAUUUACAAAAAUAUUUGAUUGAAAAUAAAUCCGAAUGGAUGGAGCAACACUUUGAAUUCAUUCAUCGAACAAGUUUUCAAUAUAAUUCUUUAUUGGAAAUUCAACAAUUCUGUACAGAUCUUAUGGCAAAAUCUCCAGAGAAAGUAUUUAAAUCGCUUGAUUUUACUUCACUCCCUAAAAAAUCUUUAGUCCAACUCAUUAAAAGAGAUGAUUUACAAAUGAAAGAAAUUGAGGUUUGGGAACAUGUAUUAAAAUGGGGUCUCGCACAAAAUCCUACACUUCUUCCAGAUCCUAAUGACUGGUCAGAUGAUGAUUUUAAAACAAUGGAAAAUAUUUUACAAAAUUGUUUACCUUGGAUUAGAUUUUUUAGUUUAUCAUCCAAAGAAUUUUUACAAAAAGUUCGUCCUUAUAAAAAGCUCUUAAAACGCGAAAUUUAUGAAAAUUUAUUAAAUUCUCAUUUAGAUUCUGAUAGUGAACCAACCGAUAAUAUUUUGUAUCCUAGAAAUAUUAAGUUUAAAAGUAUUAUUGAUUCGAAAAUCGUUAAUUUAAAUAUUAUUUCGGCUAUUUCGAAAUGGAUUGAUAAAAUAUAUAUUAUUAAUUAUAAUAGUAAAUUUGAUCAUUUAAGAGAAUUAUAUUUGCCAUACAAAUUUCAAUUAUUAUUAAGUGGAAGUCGAGAUGGAUUUACUUCAAAAAAAUUUCAUGAAUUAUGUGAUGGUAAACCUAAUACUAUUACUUUAAUUAAAGUAAAAGGAGCAGAAGAAAUUAUUGGUGGAUACAACCCUUUAAAAUGGGAAUCUUCUGGUGGUUAUGGAAGUUUUAUCUUUUCUUUUAAAAAUAAAGAUAUUAAAAACGCAAUUAUUAGUAACAUGGGAGAAACGAAUCAAGAUUAUACCGAGAUGGUUUAUAAAAAAUGUCAUUAUGAAAAAAGAAUAAGAGAUACUGAUGGUGAAUUUAUUAUUGAAGAAUAUGAGAUAUUUCAAAUCUUAAAGAGAUAA
Rhizophagus irregularis DAOM 181602=DAOM 197198 is the source of this 1356-nucleotide messenger RNA. Lineage: Eukaryota; Fungi; Glomeromycota; Glomeromycetes; Glomerales; Glomeraceae. The record is from RefSeq and is a predicted model, not a curated record.